CCGGGGGGGGGGGGGGGGCAGCACAGGGGACUCGGAGUAAGAAAGCGCAAAGUCCGCAGGACGCGGUGAUACUCCCGCUAUGACCGAUUGGAACGAUGGUGGAGGGUGGGAACGGAGAGGGUCUGCAGGUACUCCAGUAUUGGCCAUUUUCCUCCUCUGAUCUUUAUAACUGGAAAAAUAACAACCCUCCUUUUUGAGACCCUACUCGCCUGACGAGGUUGGUCGAGUCACUAAUGUUUUCCCAUCAGCCCACCUGGGAUGAUUGCCAGCAGCUGUUAAAAACCCUCUUCACUUCAGAGGAGCGGGAGAGAAUACUUCUGGAAGCUAGGAAAAACGUCCUUGGACCGGAUGGGAGACCAACGCAGCUCCAGCACCUCAUUGAUGACUCUUUCCCCUUGCGCCGACCUGACUGGGACCCCAACACGCGAACAGGUAGGGAGCAUCUGUCCACCUAUCGCCAGUCUCUAAUGACAGGACUCCAAGCUGUGGCCCGGAAGCCCACUAAUUUGGCUAAGGUAAGGGAAGUGCUACAGGGACCAGAAGAGACGCCCUCCAUGUUUCUGGAAAGAUUAGUGGAAGCCUAUCGUAGGUACACCCCAUUUGACCCCCAGUCGGAGGGGCAAAGAGGUUCGGUGUCUAUGGCUUUCAUAGAACAGUCUGCCCCCGAUAUCCGCCAUAAGCUACAGCGCUUGGAGGGGCUCCAAGACUUGACAUUGCGGGACUUGGUAAAGGAAGCAGAAAAAGUGAACUAUAAAAGGGAGACAAAAGAAGAAAAAGAGCAGCGAAGAGAAAGGGAACGAGAGGAGAAGGAGAAGCAGCGGGCAGCUGAGAGAGAGGAGCAGGAGAGAAAAAAGGAACUGGAAAGGGAGGAACGGGAGAGUGCCAGGGAAAAGAGAAGAAACCGAGACUUAGCAAGAAUUUUGGCUGCUGUGGUAGAUAACCGAGAAGGUAGAAGAGUCGGGCCAGGCUGGCGGUGCCGGCCUCCCUUAGACCCAGAUCAAUGUGCUCACUGCAGGGACAAGGGACACUGGGCGAGAGACUGCCCCAAGAAGAAAGCGAUGCCGCCCAAAUCUAGCACAGCCACUGCUUUGGCCAUAAGAGAAGACUAUGAUUAGGGGCGUCGGGG
This is a messenger RNA of Oryctolagus cuniculus (rabbit), 1126 nucleotides long. The record is from RefSeq and is a predicted model, not a curated record. NCBI's taxonomy places the organism in Eukaryota, Metazoa, Chordata, Mammalia, Lagomorpha, Leporidae.